This is a messenger RNA of Didymodactylos carnosus, 857 nucleotides long. The record is from the annotation of a GenBank genome assembly. Lineage: Eukaryota; Metazoa; Rotifera; Eurotatoria; Philodinida; Philodinidae.
AUGAUUAAUGAGAUUACUGAACUUAUACCGACAUGGAAUCCAGAUCGCUUAAUGAUGGAUUUUCAAAAAGCCUCUAUGAACGCGUUUGGUGGUAGCUUCCCACAAGCAAUCGGACGUUUACUGUCGUUAUAAAUGGUCUUUGCUGUUUUGUUUCUUGUAUACAUAACUCUGUUUGGAUUCGUAUGAUUAUGUGCAGUCUAUUCUUAUAAAAAUCUGUUUCCAGUUCUGAAUACCAGUCUUAUAAAUCCCUAUGAGUAAGUGUCCGAUGAACAUCUGUUCAAGCGAGCAUCACUCUAUGCGAGCAACUUGUCAUACGAGCAUCUGUCCGCGAGCAAAUGUCCUCGAGAGCAACUGUUCCAAACCCCUAAAAACAGAAGACUAGAUUUUUUCAGACAGUGGUGCGCGCACCGAAAAACACUUACGUAUAAACAGGAUAAAUUAUUUUUCGAUUUUCACGCUCUAACUUUCUAGUUGUAUCACGUAGUUGCUGGUUGUCAUUUUUUAUUUGGCUGUGUUUGAACUCACGCGACUUUCGCAGAUCUUCUGCUGAAGGAGCAGUGGGAACAGCUGGUGAUGAUGCAGCGGCUGAGGCUUCCAUCAACUCUUUUUGUUUCUGACGGUAAUUGGCUUUGUCUUUUGCACGUUUCCUUUUAUAUUUUUUGUCAUAUGUUGCUUCAAUUUAACUUUUAAAUCAUAUUCUUUUUGAUCUCAAUUAUCCUUAAUUACCGUAACACAGUGGGCAUAUAGGCGGAAAUUAGGCGGAAAAUCGAAAUAAUCCUUUUUUCAAAUAUAAAUAGUGCAAAAUGUAGCUCUUGAAAUUGUCUAUCGAAUGGUGUAUAAAUGUCUAUUUUUAACUU